Molecule: messenger RNA, 4917 nt
Organism: Morchella sextelata
Lineage: Eukaryota; Fungi; Ascomycota; Pezizomycetes; Pezizales; Morchellaceae
Exons: 6
Coding region: 1-4917 (1638 amino acids)
Biological process (GO): histone catabolic process
Cellular component (GO): Lid2 complex
Molecular function (GO): chromatin binding; ubiquitin-protein transferase activity
Source: RefSeq, a predicted model, not a curated record
AUGGCCGAUCGUAAAUCGUCAACGGCUUCCCGCGCUCCCGCUGGCAAUGGCGCAUCUACAGAAGCACCGAAUUCAACUUCAGCCACCCAGACCCCGAGCGCUUCCAAUAUUCGGUCCACGUCUCCCUAUGGCACACGUUCCCGGAAUCGUGGAUCACGCGUGAACUAUGCCGAGGAUAAAGAUAAUGAUAUGGACUACGAGUACACAACCACAUCUGCGUCCUCUAGUAAAUCACCUGCUGGGGCGGUUGCUGAGAUUGUUGUGCCCACAACUACCUCAUCCAGGAGGGCAUCGGCUGUGGGGGGAAGUGCAAGCAAGGAUAAGGAAGGGGCGAAGGAGAUCACCGCGGUAGUCGCAACCACAACAGCAACGAGUAGUAAGAAAAGAAAGAAAGAAUAUAUUGCGCCCGUAAUGCCGAAGGAUAUGGGGUUGUCAAAUAUGCUUAGCUUUGAUAGCCCAAAGUUGAAAAACGGGCAGUUAAUUGCAGAUGACGGUACAACACUGUCGGUAAAUGAUCAUAUUUACCUCGUUUGCGAACCUCCAGGCGAGCCCUACUAUCUCGCAAGAAUCAUGGAGUUUCUUCACACAAACAAUGAUCCUACCCAGCCUAUUGAUUCUAUCCGAGUCAACUGGUACUACAGACCAAAAGACAUUCAACGGAAAGUUACCGACACGCGCGUCCUUUUCUCAUCAAUGCAUUCUGAUAGCUGCCCACUUGCCGCCAUUCGUGGCAAGUGCUACAUUCUCCAUCGAUCGGAGGUCGAAGAUGUCGACGAAUUCCGCAAACGCCGGGACAGCUUCUAUUUCGAAAAGAUGUUUGACCGGUAUAUUCACCGUUACUACGACGUCAUACCGACCAACCAGGUCCGCAAUGUCCCUGAGAAGGUACGGAAAGUAUUGGUCGAUCGGUGGAAGUAUCUCUUGGUGGAACCACAAAGGGCGAAAGAGCUCUGUAGUCAAAUGAAGGAGUGCAAGCGAUGUGCAGGCAAUGAUUCUGUCCAUUGUGCAGUUUGUGGGAACACGUACCAUAUGAAUUGUGUACGACCGCCGUUGUUAAAGAAACCUAGCAGGGGCUUUGCUUGGGCAUGCGGACCUUGUAACCGAGCACAGGAACGAAAGCUUGAGCAGCGGAAUACUCCGACUUUGACGAAUUCCGCUAAUGGCGACGCUGAUGAAGAGAAUUUUGACGACGAAGAUGAAGACAUGUCCCCCGGCGGAGGAGGAGGUUGCAGUAGCGGUGGAAUUGAGACAGAAACAGCCUCCGAAUCAGCAGAUAUCGAAAGGGUUCCGACUGCCGAGCAGGCACAUUGGGCGCAAAUGUGGCCGAUGAGGUACCUUGGCCAGCAUUGCCGUGUUGAAGAUGCACUCGACCCGGACGACCGUAUCUUCCCCAGAGCAGCGUCGCGAAUUGGUCCUCGGCAUCAAGCAAACGUUAACGUAUGGCAUGGCCGACCCGUUGAAUACGUGAAACCAGUGGAAAUUAAAAAGAAGUACGUGAAAGGCGGCAGUAAGAAUGCCAAGAGCGCAGCGGCAGCGGCGGAAGCGGAAGCUGCUGCUAAGGAAAAACGGCCUAAAUGGGUUAUGGAUGAACCUCCUGGGUAUAUCAGAAGAGGUGAAGAUGAUGGAACAACUUCAACAUUACUAUUCAAGAUUCCCGAGGACGAAACGAAAGAUGAGAAGCUCCAGACUGUAGACGAAUACAUGAAAACUACCCGCGAUAUUAGUCGCAGUCUACCGGGUUCGACUAUAGCAGGUCCUGGGUGUGAUGGAUCUUCGGUAAACUUCCAAGAUAAGGCUAUUGAAUUGCUGUUUGCAAAUGAUUUUGAUACAGAUACGUCUCUGGAUUUAUUGAAGAAGGUUCAUGUCAACAAAGAGCUGAGAGAACCAAAGCUGAAGCCAGAUGAGCUGAAAAGAUUUGAGGAAGGUGUGGCGAGGUAUGGAAGUGAACUUCAUAGUGUUGCAAAAUACGUGAAAACAAGAAAAGAAGCGGAAAUAGUCAGGUUUUACUAUGUUUGGAAAAAGACCGAAAAGGGAAAGCAGAUUUGGGGAAAUUUUGAGGGACGGAAGGGCAAGAAAGAAGCGAAGAUGAAAGACAAGGAUACCGGAACGAAGCUUGUGGACGAUGUCGCUGAUGACGAAGACGAUUCCGCUUUCGACGGUAAUAAAGCCAUCGAUAAAAAGCGUGGAUUUGAAUGCAAGUUCUGCAACACGAGGAGUAGUAGGCAAUGGAGGCGAGCACCGGGAGUGCCACCGGGAACAUUAAUACCAGCCGACAAAGGCGGGAGUAGCAAAAAGAAACAGGGAGAGGAGAAAUUUCUUAUCAGCGCGCUAUGCCGACGCUGUGCAGAGUUAUGGAGACGUUAUGGUAUCCAAUGGGAGGAUCCCGAUGAAAUACAAAAGAAGGUCAGCGCCGGAGGCGGUAGAGCCUGGAAGCGGAGAAUCGACGAAGAACUCCUCAAGGAGCUCAAUGCAGCCCAAGAGGACGCAAAAGCUGAAGCCGCAGCAAUUGCAGCGAGGACAGCUAGUCCGCAACCCGUUGCCUUCGGAAUUGCACCCAUUCCGGAAACACCAGAAGAAAAGAAAGAACCUCCGCGUAAGAAGCUAAAGGUUGAGACAAACGGUACCAAUAAGAAGGGUAAAGAAAAGGAAAAGGUAGAAAAGCCUAAGGAGCCGCCCCCACCGCCGCCGGAGCCGCCCAAACCGAAGCUUUUGCCAUGUGCAGUAUGUGGAGACCUCGAGCCACUCGGAAAUGCACAUCUCAACUACGAAUGUGUUUUGUGCCCCUGCCAUGGCAUCCCGGAACCGGAGGAGGUUAUUGAUCAAAAAAAAGAAGAGCCACAGCUUAAAACCUCUGAUAAGAAGAAAGGGAAGACUGGGAACGAAAAAGAGAAAGAAAAGGAGAAGGAGAAACAGGUCGUUAUUACUAGUAAUCAUCAUGAGGAUGGCCGGAAGACUAAAGAGGCAGAUAAACGUCGUCCUCAACAUCCUAGAGAACCACUGAAAAAGACUUCCGGGAAUAAUUGGGCACAUGUCAUCUGUGCGGUUUGGACGCCAGAAGUUAAAUUUUCGGAUGCAAAGUCAAUGAAGACAGUUGAAGGGGUCGGGACGAUUCCGGCAGCGAAAUGGACCCAGACAUGUAGGGUUUGCAAGGGUAAAGACAACGGGGCCUGCGUUGGAUGCCAAGUCUGCUACGCUAGUGUACACGUUGGAUGUGCACAUAAAGCUGGAUGGCAUAUGGGAUUCGACAUUCAACCAGUCAAGAGCUCUAGGAGGGACAUGAAAGAGAUUGUCAAGUUGGGGAGUGAAACAGGUGCUAUGACUGCUGCUGUAUGGUGUCCAGAGCAUGAUGUCAAGUCUACCAUUCAUCCAAUUGGUGAAUUCGUAGAGGAGGCUGGGCAGAAUGCUCUUCAGCUCUAUGUUACCACUUAUAAACAGGCUGAUUUGGGGCUCACUGGAACCGUUAGAAAAGCCAAUCUCAUGACAAUCUCGACCAAGGCGUCUCAAUCCCACCGAAGAAACAGUGCCGGGGGUUCUUCCGCUGCGGGUAUAAGUGGCAAAGAGAUCACUUGUUCGCCCACCACUGUUUAUAUCAAAACCGAGGGUCUGGAGGAUAAGAUUGGCGGAAUAGAAGGUCUCCUCAACGAUCACGUGGGCGGAGAUGGACCCAAAAGGUGUUUCAAUUGCCAAACUGAUAUCAGUCCGUUAUGGUGGAAAAUGCCAGUUCCACACCCCAAAGAGAAUGGCAUUGCACACUUGACGAACGGAAGCGCUUCCCCGGCAACUAACGGAGUUUUGAUCAACGGUGAUGCUACUGCGCACGACAAUACUCACCCAGUCCCCCAUUCUCGUUCUCACGCUGUGGGGCUUCUGUGCAAUCGAUGCCAUUGCAAGGUGUCAAGGCCUGAAUCAGAACGUCAAUCUCCGUUUGUAGGGAUGAAUGGUCAACAGGAACCAAGCAGGUACACGCCUUUACCUCCUCUACAUGUAUUUUUGGCCGCACAGCAACCGGCGCCGCCUCCCCCCCCUCCGCCGCAGCCUAUCCCUCCUGUUAGUGCUAUACCAAGCCCUAUACAUCCUUCCCAUAUGCAGUCGGGGAUGCCUUCUCAGAUCGGACAGCCACAAAUGGCUCAGAUGCCACCGAUCCCACAACAGAUUCCUCACCCGGGCCCCCAAUCCCAUCCUUUGUCACACCAUUCAAUACCCCACCAGUCUCCUCAUCCCCACCCCCAUAUGUCGCCGCUUCAACCACCGCCGCACAUAUCGCCGCACUUGGCACAGAGUCACAUUUCUGUGCUGCAGCACCAUGCUGCCCCACCCCCGCCUCCCAACCAUGUCUCCCCACAUAUUCAACAUAUGUCGCCCCACCAACCACAUGUUUCUCCCCGGCAGCCACAACAUGUAUCACCGCACCAACCGCAUGUGACCCCCCAUCAAGCCCAUGUGACCCCUCAUCAGGCACACCAACCGCUCCAGCCACAACAUGUUCCGCAUGUUCCAAAUCACCAACCCUCCUUGAUGUCUCCACGGAAUCCUCUACCCCAGCAGAUGCCCUUACAGCAUAUGGUAACACAUGCGCCACAUGUAUCGCCUCAUUUGGGCCGUACGAAUGCGGUCACUGUCACCAUGCAACCGGUACCAAUGAUGCAGCAGCAGCACCAGCAACACCAGCAACACCAGCAGCAGCAACAACACCAGCAACACCAGCAACAUCAACACCAGCAGCAGCAGCAACAGCAGCAGCAGCAACACCCACCGCACCAACAGCAGCAUCAGCAUCAGCAGCACCAACAGCAGCAAGGGUUACCGCCGGUAAUAUCUCAGGGGAGACCACAGGAACCUCCUCCCCAACCACAUCCACCCCAGAGAGUCAUGUCGGGGGCUUCAGGAAGCCCAGCAUUGGCAAAUCUCUUGCAUUAA